Messenger RNA from Scheffersomyces stipitis CBS 6054, 339 nucleotides. RefSeq lists its product as uncharacterized. Bases 1 to 339 code for a protein of 112 amino acids. The transcript has a single exon. NCBI's taxonomy places the organism in Eukaryota, Fungi, Ascomycota, Pichiomycetes, Serinales, Debaryomycetaceae. The record is from RefSeq and is a predicted model, not a curated record.
AUGAUCCACCGCUCGCGAGAAGUCAACGUAGACGGCGUCGAUUGUGUAGUGGUAGCCAGCUAUAGCCAAUCCGACUCUUCCAGAACACCCGUCACGGUGUAUGUUAACGAGUUGAAUAACGCUGCCAUGGGAGACUAUGUCUAUGCCAUUGGGCAGAGCCAGACAUUCUUGCACCAUGGCACAAGCUCAGAGUCCGGUUCAGGUUCUGGCUCCAUUGAGUCGCUUAAUUUGCUCCUCAAUAAAAAGCUCCAGCGACCAGUGUAUCUCAAUGUGAGCGGUGCCGCUCAGGUCUCCACUGUCAGCAUGUUCCGAGCCAUCGUUGAGGUCAUAGACAAUUAA